AUGGGGAAGGUGAAUCAAUCGGUGUUCUCCGACUUCAUCCUUGUGAGCCUCUUCAGCAGAUCAGGUUCACAUGAAUUCCUUUUCUCCCUGGUGGCUGGCAUGUUUAUCAUUGGCCUUCUGGGAAACACUAUUCUCCUCUUUUUAAUCCAGAUGGACUCCAAGCUCCACACACCUAUGUACUACUUGCUCAGUCAGCUUUCCCUCUUAGAUGUUUGUUUCCCUCUGAUCACUAUACCCAAGAUGGUAUCAGACUUCCCUAAGAAAGAAAGUUUGAUUUCCUUUGGAGGUUGUGCAGCACAAAUAUUUUUCCUGACCAUGAUGGGUGUGGCUGAAGGAGUCCUACUGGCCCUUAUGUCUUAUGACCGCUACGUGGCAGUGUGCCGUCCCCUACAGUACCCUGUACUCAUGAGACAUCAGGUGUGCCUGUUUAUGGUGGCCUCUUCCUGGCUAGCAGGUGUGCUCAAUGCCUCCAUCCAGACUUUCAUCACUCUGAGCUUCUCCUACUGUGCCUCUCGAGUUGUAGACCACUUUUUCUGUGAGGUGCCAGCCCUGCUAAAACUCUCCUGUUCAGACACCUCCAUAUAUGAGUUGGCGCUGUCCAUCUCUGGGGUGCUGAUCCUCAUGUUCCCCCUUUUGCUCAUCAUUACCUCGUAUGGCCAAGUUUUGAGGGCUGUCCUACACAUGCACUCACAGGAAGCCCGGAAUAAAGCCUUCACUACCUGCUCUUCACAUAUCACAGUCGUGGGACUCUUUUAUGGUGCAGCAGUGUUCAUGUACAUGGUACCUGGUUCGUACCACAGCCCACAUAAGGACAAUAUGGUCUCCCUUUUCUAUAGCCUUGUCACCCCUACUCUCAACCCUCUCAUCUACAGCUUGAGAAACCGAGAGGUGCGGAUUGCUUUGCUAAAAGUGAUCCACAGGCUUGGACACAGACAAAAGUGA
Acomys russatus (golden spiny mouse) is the source of this 942-nucleotide messenger RNA. Its product is annotated as olfactory receptor 2Z1. Gene Ontology annotation, cellular component: membrane. Gene Ontology annotation, molecular function: olfactory receptor activity; G protein-coupled receptor activity. Gene Ontology annotation, biological process: G protein-coupled receptor signaling pathway. The record is from RefSeq and is a predicted model, not a curated record. The coding region runs from base 1 to 942 and encodes 313 amino acids. The transcript has a single exon. Lineage: Eukaryota; Metazoa; Chordata; Mammalia; Rodentia; Muridae.